This is a messenger RNA of Drosophila subobscura, 1022 nucleotides long. RefSeq lists its product as uncharacterized. The transcript is spliced from 3 exons. The record is from RefSeq and is a predicted model, not a curated record. Bases 37 to 978 code for a protein of 313 amino acids. NCBI's taxonomy places the organism in Eukaryota, Metazoa, Arthropoda, Insecta, Diptera, Drosophilidae.
AGUCUCCCAGUGCGUUCAGUGGAUCACACAUCAAACAUGAGAGUGCAACGGACACCACCCCGCCAUCUAGUGCUGCUGGCACUGCUCUGUGCCUCGUGCAUUUGCCUAUCGUUCGGCCACAGCGAGGAGAUUGUGCUGGUGGAGGACAUCAUCAAGGUGCAGGAUACGGAGCAGACGGAGGACAACAGCAGCAACAUUGCACUGAUCACGCUGCACGACUCCUCCAGCGACGAGGACAAGGAAGAGAAGAGUCUAUCGAAUGUGUCGGAUGAUCUGAUAUUUCUCUCGAACAAAACCAAAAGCCAGGGCCAGAGCCAGCCGCUCUCAGAGGAUGUGUCCGUCUCCGAGGAGCAGUCUGAGGAAGAGGAGAGCCAACCGCCGGAGGAGAGCCCCGCCUGCCAGCCCAUCGAUUUGAGUGCCUUUGUGGCUCUGAUCCCGGCCCGCGAAGUGCAGUCGAUUGCCAGCCACUAUUACCACCACGAUGCGGAGGUGCAGCGGGCCUACACCUUCCUCUCCACCAGCUUCGUUGCCAUCAAGCACCAGAUGCUGCAGCUGCCCGAGGUACUGGCCUUCACGCGAUACCUGAAUGCCAGCGGCCUGGAUGUGAUCAAGAUAAUGGAUUCCCUGGCAAAGGCCAGCAAGCCCUCAACCCUCGAUUUGGCCAGCAAUUCGGCGGCCGGCAAUGCCACGACCACCACCAGAGAGCCACUCAAUGGCCUGCACGGGCUGGUGGACAGCAUAUUGGACAUUCUGCCGCAGGACCAACUGCUGGCCACCUUCUUCGACAAGACCGAAAGCGACAAGCAGUUCGCGGCCCUCGUUGACAGCAUCGGUACACCCAAGUUUGCCAAAAUUCUCAGCAAUCUUCAGAACUCUGUGCCGCUGCGUAAUUUAAUCUUUGUAAUGCACUCCAAUGGCAUCUAUGUGGAACGGAUUGUGGAGUCGCUCAAAUCGUACUUUUUCCUUGCCAGCUUCUAGCUUUCUCUGUGCACAAUAAACGGAAACAAAAGGCCCGACAACCC